AUGACCAGUCAAGACACAUUAUCAGUACCUCAUGAUUUUAUCUGUCCAAUAACUCGAGAAAUUAUGCAAAAUCCUGUAUUACUUAUAGAAGAUGGUCAUUCAUAUGAAUUAUAUGCUAUAGAACAUUGGUUACAAAGUCAUAAUUCUUCACCAAUAACAAAUAAACCAUUAGAUGAUCGUCGUUUUGUAAAUAAUUUUAAUUUAAAAAAUGCUAUACAAGAAUAUUGUACACGACAAAAAACAAUUUUAUCUUCUAAUCAAUUUCUUACAUUUAAUAUUCGUUAUAGUCGUGUUCCAAUAGCAUGGAAUAAUAAACCUAAACUUAAUAUUCGUCUUAGUCUUCUUGGUAGUUCAAAUACGGGUAAAACAACACUUUCUCGUUAUCUUCAAUGUGGUUUACAAUCAAAUUUUGUACAUACAAAUUCUUCAGUAACUAUCGGACCUGAUCUUCAUUUUUUUUAUUUGGAUCAAUUAUAUGAUGAUCAAUAUGUUAUUACAAUUCAACUUUCUGAUAUACCUGGUAUGGAACGUUUUGAAUCAUGUUGUGAUAAUCAUUUUCGUAAUUGUCAUGGUGCAUUUUUAAUUACUGAUUCAACUGAUAUUGAUACACUUGAACGUAUAGAACUUCAUUGGUAUAAACAAUUACAAUUAAAAGGAAAAGAACAUGUAGAAUCUAUACUUGUUUGUAAUAAAAUUGAUAUAUUUGAAGACAAUUGUGAUGAUAAUUAUCGAAAAAUAUUUUUGGAACGUGCUGAAUAUUUUGCAUCAUUACAUGAUAUGCCUAUUUGUCAUACAUCUGCAUUACGUGGUGAUAAUAUUCAAUUUAUGUUUAAACAAUUAAUAAUACGAAUUCUACAAAAUGAAUCAUUAUUACAACAGAUUAAAGAAAAUAGUUCUAUGUAUAAUAAAUCAUUAUUUAGAUCAGAACCAAUAUCACCUACAUCAUCUAUUCAAGUUUUGCUUAAAUCAUCAUCUAGACAAAAUGAUUAUAAUAGCAGUUCAUCAGGGGAUUGUUGUUUAUUUGCUUGA
Messenger RNA from Rotaria sordida, 1029 nucleotides. The record is from the annotation of a GenBank genome assembly. Lineage: Eukaryota; Metazoa; Rotifera; Eurotatoria; Philodinida; Philodinidae.